GAAGAAACCCACAGUGAGACAACCUUCAGCUCCCCAGCCGGAGAACACAAGCCUCGCUGAUUCUGAACUCACUGCUGCUGAGAAUUCAUCACAAUAUUUAAAGGUUGCGAGACGAGUCAAGAUGAAGGCAGAACUUCUCAGCGUUUCCGUCCUGCUCCUCUCCUACAUCUGCUUGAGUGAUCACAUUUGUACGUACUGCGCUCUCGUGGUCUGCUUGGUGGUCUUGGCGAACACCUUGCGCCAGACUGAAGAAGGCCUGUGGGAUGGUUUUGGCCGGGCAGUGCUGAUAACAGGCUGUGACAGUGGAUUUGGCUAUCACCUUGCAAAAAAACUGGACCUCAUGGGCUUCACCGUGUUUGCUGGAUGUUUGUGUCCUGAAGGUCCUGGAGCUCGAAGUCUUGUGGAGGAAAGCUCAAAGCGAGUGAAGAUCCUUCAGCUGGACGUGACCAAUGAGGAACAUAUCAGCUCAGCCAAGGAUUUUGUAGAAGCAAACUUGCCAGUGAAAGGUCUGUAUGCCGUUGUGAACAAUGCUGGCGUCAGUGACUGGGGCGAGACGGAGUGGAGUACGGCUGAGGACUUCCAGAAGAUGGCCGAUGUGAACCUGUUCGGCGCCAUCAGAGUCACCAUCCCAUUCCUGCCUCUUGUUAGAGCUUCUAAAGGUCGUAUGUUGUAUGUGUCCAGUAUCUUUGCUUUCUUCAACUGUCUGAACAUGGGAGCCUACAGCGUUUCCAAACGGGGACUGGAAGCUUUUGCGGAUUGCUUGAGAAUAGAGAUGGCUGGUUUUGGAGUUCAGGUCAGCAUCAUCCAACCUGGCAACUUCGGAGCGGCCACAAACAUUCUGCACAAGAAAACCCCCAAAGACAUAUGGGCUGAAUUUGAUGACGUGCGUAAACAAACGUUCAACCAGAAAUACAUAGAGGAAGCGUGUGAGUAUUUUUACUCCAUGUGUAAUUCAGGCUUUAAGGAUUGCAGCAUGGUAAUAAACGCCAUGCUGCACGCUCUCACCGCGGGAAAACCCAGACACCGGUACCUGCUGGUCUCCUGGACCGACCUGUUAUUCUUCCACCUGUGCCCUGCUCUGCCAUCCUUCAUCACCGAUUAUAUCUUUCAUUUCAGCUCCAUGUAUCACAAGCGCAAGGUAAUGCUUUACUCAGAGCAUGAGCUGAAUCACAACCAGAACAUCGCAGCUCAACAUACAUAGAAAUAUCAUAAUUCAUCUGUACAUUUCACUGCUGUACGCAAAGAAAGGUCACAUUUAGUCUCUAAUGUGGUAAACAAUACAGUUAUUACAGUAUUUAUUUAUGUUAUUUAAUGAAAAUGAAGUCGUUUAUUGUUAGUUAGUGCAUUAACUACUGUUAACAAGGACAAUUUUGCAUUAAAUUAUGAUUAAUAAAUGCUGUACAGGUAUUGUUCAUUAUUAGUUCAUGAUAGUAAAUAUGUUAAACACAAGAAACUUAUGAAACUUUAUUGUGAAGUGUUACUUAUAGAGCAGACUGAAACUGUUUUAUUAUUAUGAACAUGUGUCUACUUUUCUAUUUCUUUGUCUGAAUAAAAAAAAAUAGUCAACAAAUGAAGCUUAUAAAUAUCAAUAAAAUUGAAAUGGCAAUCGUUUUCAAUGGCGUUUAUACGUGUGCGGAUAUAUUGAGCUUGUUGUACAGGUUCAGAUCUUUAUUAAGGUGCAUAUUUUAUUUGCUUUGUGUUAAUUUUUUUUUAUAAUAUUUACACUGUAAAAAAUUAUAAGAUCAAUUAGUACUGUCAGCAAAUGUUUUUAGGUCAUUGUAGCUUAUUAAAAUAAGUUAAUCAUGUUCUAACGUAAUUUUAAGUAUGCAAGCUGUCAUAAGUCAGUUUAACAUUACAUAAGUUUAAUGGAGUCAAAGGGUUAAUUUUAUUCAGCUUAAACAUUUAAGGCAACCUGUUUUUUUUUUUUUGUUUGUUUGUUUUUUGUUUGAGUGUAUUCAUUUUAGUAUCUCCACUCACUUCCUAUGGGACAAAUGAUGGAGGUGGAUUUAAAGAGAAAAAUCAAGUUGUGUGUAAGACAUUGAGCAUAUUGUAGAAGGACCAUCAUUAAGGUAUAUGAUUGUAAGCGUUGUGUUGGAUUUAUUUAUUCUUGAUGGUCAAAUAAAUGAAAUGAUUUAAUU
Danio rerio (zebrafish) is the source of this 2138-nucleotide messenger RNA. RefSeq names its product zgc:113142. The record is from RefSeq and is marked predicted. NCBI's taxonomy places the organism in Eukaryota, Metazoa, Chordata, Actinopteri, Cypriniformes, Danionidae.